AUGACGACUGCUACGCCCUCGGGCGUUCAAUUGCGUCCAUUGUUAGCUGCUUGCUUCUCUGCCAGUUUUCUCGGUGGUCGCGUCAUCCGCGAAGUCGUACAGCACCACGUGGCCCUCGACCUCGUGAGUAAACAGGAAGACACGUACGACCCUCAGACUGUCGCCGAUCGGCGUUCGCAACAGCGAAUUAUUCACGCACUGCGUCACUCGUUUCCUCACGUAACGAUCGUCGGUGAAGAAGGUGAACUCGGGCCUUCAAGUGCAGAAGAUCAAGUCAAAUGCGACCUGCACGUGCUCGACAACGCGCUCUUUUCCAAUACCCGCGAGGACGCCACUACCGGAGAUCCAUCCAGUUGUCUACUGGACUGGAGCGAGCUCGUGCUGUGGGUCGACCCCCUCGAUGGCACGAAACGCUUUGCUGCUGGACAAUUCGAUGAAGUUUCGGUCCUCAUCGGUAUCGCUUACAAGCGACGGCCUCUGGCAGGCAUCGUGCACUUACCUUUCAAAGGAAAGCAGGGUACUACCUAUUGGGGUGGUCCAAGCAUUGGGGUUUUCUGCAGCAUAUAUGAAGCCAGUGAUGCACCAAUGGACCAUAUCAAGCUUCUCAAAGAGCCGACCAUGUUUCCGAACCGACAACUGAUCUGCACCGUGUCAUCCACGUCUUGCAAUCAGGUGGACCAGGCCUUGAAGUUGCUUGCUCCUGAAACUGUUCGAACAGGUGGGGCGACAGGCACAAUGGUACUCGGUCUUGUAACGGGCGAAAGCGACGCCUUCUUCCGUUUCAAAGCUGCUACUCGCAAGUGGGAUAUCUGUGCGGUCGAGCCGCUUCUGGAAGGACUUGGUGGCCAAAUCACUGACACACAUGGCAACAAGUACUUGUACGACCACAUUGGCAACGCACCUGAGUUUGACAAUGAGCGUGGACUGCUUGCUACUCUCGAGCCAGAAGUUCAUCAGAUGCUGUUAAACGCCUUUACUAACGUCUCGCUCAUGAGGUAG
Molecule: messenger RNA, 999 nt
Organism: Peronospora matthiolae
Lineage: Eukaryota; Oomycota; Peronosporomycetes; Peronosporales; Peronosporaceae
Source: the annotation of a GenBank genome assembly